Messenger RNA from Musa acuminata subsp. malaccensis (wild Malaysian banana), 1293 nucleotides. Its product is annotated as thioredoxin-like fold domain-containing protein MRL7 homolog, chloroplastic. Gene Ontology annotation, biological process: chloroplast organization; regulation of DNA-templated transcription. Gene Ontology annotation, cellular component: chloroplast stroma. NCBI's taxonomy places the organism in Eukaryota, Viridiplantae, Streptophyta, Magnoliopsida, Zingiberales, Musaceae. The record is from RefSeq and is a predicted model, not a curated record.
CCCGCCGCCUCAGGAGGGGAAGAAAUGUCACUGCUUCCGACACUCGCUCCCGAAACCUUGUACAGUCUCCGCUCGGAACAUUCCUCCUCGUCCCCGCACUUCUUCCUUCUCUCUCCAAACCGUAACCCUUAUUCCCGAUCUCUCACCUUCUCUUCACGAACCCCUCGGCGUCUCCCCUCCUCCCACGUCUCGGCAUCGGCCGCUGCCGCCGACCCAAACCCUAAACGUAAGGCCAAAGGCCGUCGGCCGCCGAAGCCCGACCCACCGCCACAAGGAACCGAGGCCGUCGAGGGCGGCCCCGGUGCCGGCGAUGCCUUCCCCACGACGAUACCGGGCAAGCCGAGGCGCGGUCGCAGGAGCGAGGCGGCGGCGGUGGAGGACUUCGUGAGGGAUCGGCUCGAGCGAACGUUCGCUUCGAUACGGGAGCAGAGCGCGGGGGUGCUGGAGGGGAAGGAAGGGGUGCUCAAGGAGAGGAGGACCGAGGAGGGCUCGGAGGGAGAGGGGAAGGCGGAGGAGGAGGUGGUGGUGGAGGAGGACGAUCCGGAUUGGCCUUUGGAUGCGGAUGUCGGGUGGGGAAUCAGGGCGUCGGAGUACUUCGAUAAGCACCCGAUCAAGAACGUGGUGGAAGACGGGGUAGAGAUCGAUUGGGAGGGGGAGAUGGAUGAGGGAUGGGUGAAAGAGAUCAAUUGCUUGGAGUGGGAAAGCUUCGCCUUCCACCCGAGCCCUCUCGUUGUUCUCGUGUUCGAACGCUAUAACAGGGCAGCUCAUAACUGGAAGUUGUUAAAGGAGCUGGAGAAGGCAGCUAAGGUAUAUUGGGAUGCUAAGGAUCGACUACCUCCGAGGACCAUCAAGAUUGACAUCAACAUCGAGAAAGACUUGGCUUAUGCUCUGAAUGUCAAAGCGUGUCCCGAGCUAUUAUUCUUGAAAGGAAACAAGAUUCUCUACAGAGAGAAAGAGUUUAGGACAUCAGAUGAAUUGGUGCAAAUGAUUGCACAUUUUUACUACAAUGCUAAGAGGCCAUCGUGGGUUGAUUCCGCAAGAGUGUCUUCUCCAUUUUGAAGUGUCUCCAGCUUGUUAACCUUAGCUCUCAACUAGCUUGAGGUGUUGAUGAUCGGUGACCCACCACAAUAUAAAUGGAGCAUCAGUUACCAGAGUCUUGGAUGACAUUUGUUCAUACUAGCUAGGUAAAAAGAAGCGCCUGUUAAGAAGGCACACGUCUAACAUCGCAAGUGUAGACAUGCACCCAAAGAGUUGCUCAAUAAGCAAAAAGAAAUUAAAGAAAAGAGUUAUUUU